This is a messenger RNA of Styela clava, 907 nucleotides long. Lineage: Eukaryota; Metazoa; Chordata; Ascidiacea; Stolidobranchia; Styelidae. The record is from RefSeq and is a predicted model, not a curated record.
AUUUUGAAUUGGUAUUCUAUGAACAUUACGUGAACUUGCAGAUAUGGAAGUACAAUGUUUGGUAAAACGCGCCAAUGUUCCUCAAUAUACUCUUGGAUUACUGCAAGGGAGGAAAGUUAAUCGUAUCUCAAAGGUUCAACUUGAUCUACGAUAUAAUGCAAACAAUUCAGACGGCAUUGAUGCAGUGGUGAUUUUGUCGGAUUCGAACGACCACGUUAAAUUCAGAGAAAAACUAAAUGGAGACAUUUCUAGUAAAGUUCUCGCAGAAAUUAUUACAACGAAAUCGGAGUUGGAAGUUCUCAGUAUCUGCGGAGCAAAUCUGACAUGGCUGUCACUUGAAUAUCUUCGGACGAUAUUACGAUCUGGCAAUGUAACCCAGUUUCUUCCACUUACGAGUUGUCACGGAGAUGGUGCUCUAUUCAAUAUGAAGAACUAUGAAAGACUCCGAGCUUCUAACAAGUAUGAUAUCAGGAUUGGCUGGUUUUAUUACAUCGGAGACUUGGAUCUGGACCGCAUUUAUCUCAAUUCACUCCAGGUCACUACAAUUUAUCCUCCAAACCUUUACAACUACGCUUUAUAUUGCUACCCAGUUCUCAAUUGGGUUGCAACCCAAAAUUUCAAUACUGGAGUAUCGGAUCCGCCUCCAUCAUGCGCAACCAGGAGCACAAUCUCUGAUUUCUCUACAGCUUCACUCAGAACAGACAUGAUGUCACCUACACAAAGUGUGUUUUCGGACGAAGCAGGAAGCAGUGGGAAUGCACCGAGCGAAGAAUUGCAGUCUAUCUCAGGGAGCUGGGCAACGGACCAAUUCUCAGUAAACGCUUGGUCUGGAAGAGAUUCGUUUGCUCCCUCGUCAAAUAUUAGCAAGGGUGACUCAGGACAUAAUUCGGGAGACGAAAUUAGUUAG